This is a messenger RNA of Lutra lutra (Eurasian river otter), 1508 nucleotides long. It is a transcript of the gene UPK3B, whose product is annotated as uroplakin 3B. The transcript is spliced from 6 exons. NCBI's taxonomy places the organism in Eukaryota, Metazoa, Chordata, Mammalia, Carnivora, Mustelidae. The coding region runs from base 144 to 1100 and encodes 318 amino acids. The record is from RefSeq and is a predicted model, not a curated record.
CAGGUCUUUCCAGGCCUCAGCCAGCCUCCCUCUGCAGCCGGACUAACCAGCUCUCCAGGCACUGGGGGUGGGGGUGUGGCAGGAGGAAGCCAGAUCAGCCCCAGGCUGUGGAUGUGGGAGAAGGGCGAGCUCUGGGGGCCAUCAUGGGGUUCCCCCAGAGGCAGCCUGGCCUAUCGCGGCUGCUCCUCCUCGCGGGGGCACUGGUCUGGCCCCUGCCUUGUAUGAGCCUGGAGCUGAUCCCCUACACGCCACAGAUAACAGCCUGGGACCUAGAAGGAAAGGUCACAGCCACCACGUUCUCCCUGGAGCAGCCUCGCUGUGUCCUGGACGGGCUUGCCGGCGUUGCCAGCACCAUCUGGCUGGUGGUGGCCUUCAGCAACGCCUCCAGGGACUUCCAGAACCCACAGACACGAGCUGAGAUCCCAGCCUUCCCACGGCUGCUGACGGAGGGGCACUAUAUGACACUGCCCCUGUCCCUGGACCAGCUGCCCUGUCAGGACCCCGCGGGCGGCGGCAGGGACGUCCCCUUGCUGCGGGUGGGCAAUGACCCCGGCUGCCGUGCUGACCUCCUCCAGCCACCCCACUGCAACAGCCCGCUCCCCAGCCCCGGGCCUUACAGGGUGAAGUUCCUCCUGAUGGACGCCAGGGGCUCACCCCAGGCCGAGACCAGGUGGUCCGACCCCAUCGCUCUUCACCAAGGGAAGUCGCCAGCCUCCAUCGACACGUGGCCAGGGCGACGCAGUGGUGGUAUGAUCGUCAUCACCUCUAUUCUCUCCUCCCUGGCCGGCCUCCUGCUCCUGGCCUUCCUGGCAGCGUCCACCGCGCGCUUGAGCCCUCCGUCACUUCAGAGACCUGAUACCAGGGUAGUCAGGGCAACCACCUGGAAGGAGGUGGGCCAGCAGCUGGUUCUAGAAGGAAGGAAAGGGAGAGACUGUGGGAGAACCGGGGACCCAGUGCUGCCUCCUCUCCCCAUCCAGCUCCAGCCUGUGGUGGCCGGAGGAGGCCCCGGAGCAGCUGAGAAUUGGCUCCUUCAUGGGGAAGCGCUACAUGACCCACCACAUCCCACCCAGCGAAGCCGCCACCCUGCCCGUGGGCUGUGAGCCUGGCCUGGACCCCCUCCCCAGCCUCAGCCCCUAGCCUGGCCCUUCUGGCUGGGGCGCGGCUGCGGCCAUUGUGGGGGGCAAGGACACGGUGGUCAUUCCCAGGCCCUGCACACUCCUCCCCACCCCUGCCUACAGUCCCACUGAUGUAGGACAGAUGUCAGGGUUCAAGACGUCUUUGGUGCAAAAAGGUGGUUAUAUUCAAGCACAGGGACAGGACCCAUGGGCAGGAAGAGCAGCACUGGGGUGGUGAGGAGUGGCCCGUUAUAUAUACUUUCGAGUUGGGAGGGCUUAGGGAGAGCGUAAGUCUCUCAGGAAUUUUGGAAGCAAGGUCUCCAGGGUCCUGAGGGGGCCAGCUGUUGUUAGGAAAAGGUCAUUUAUUACUGUUUAGUAAAAACCGUCACAAGA